Messenger RNA from Oncorhynchus nerka (sockeye salmon), 3134 nucleotides. Its product is annotated as protein unc-119 homolog B-like. Gene Ontology annotation, cellular component: cilium. The record is from RefSeq and is a predicted model, not a curated record. The transcript has 5 exons. Bases 148 to 885 code for a protein of 245 amino acids. Gene Ontology annotation, molecular function: lipid binding. Gene Ontology annotation, biological process: lipoprotein transport; cilium assembly; nervous system development. Lineage: Eukaryota; Metazoa; Chordata; Actinopteri; Salmoniformes; Salmonidae.
UGUACAGCUUGUGCCUAAAAAAACAAGUGCUUGACCCAUCAACGAGAAGCGGAGAUUCGUCAGUCAACAACUACGACGCCAUCUUAUUACUUUAAAGUAGAGAGAGACAGAGACAGAUAGACAAGGUUGUCAUCAUAGCUGGGAAUUAUGAGCGGAGCUAAAGCCCGCAUCGACCCGCCUGUUGCUGCUGAGAAUGUCUCGAGCGCCGGGCACAGUUCUGCGACUCCUGCGCGGGAGCGCAAGCCAAGUGGAGGGGUUCUGAAGAGACUCAAGUCUCGGCGAAGCCAGGUUGAUAGUAGGCCCGUCACAGAAGACCAUCUGCGGACACAAGUUGGCCACGUCACCCCUGAAGAGGUCCUAGGAUUGCGGGUUGCUACACGGGGGUACCUGUGUAAACCAGAGGACAACAUCUUCGACAUAGAUUUCAUUCGCUUUAAAAUCAGAGACCUGGAGACAGAGACUGUGUUGUUUGAAAUUGCCAAACCACCUCAUACGGAGGAAGACGAGGAGAAUGGAGAGGGAGACAUGAGUGCAGGACGUUUCGUACGCUACCAGUUCACAGCAGCAUUCCUACAACUGAGGACAGUGGGAGCCACAGUGGAGUUUACAGUUGGCACCCGGCCUCUGAACAGCUUCAGGAUGAUUGAGAGGCACUACUUCAGGGAACACCUCCUGAAGAGCUUUGACUUUGACUUCGGCUUCUGUAUCCCAAACAGCCGCAAUACUUGCGAACACAUCUACGAGUUCCCUCAGCUGCCCGAGAGCUUGGUUUGUCAGAUGGUGGAACAUCCCUAUGAGACGAGGUCAGACAGCUUCUACUUUGUUGACAACAGACUGGUCAUGCACAACAAGGCAGACUACGCUUAUAACGGGGGCAGGCAUUGAGUGUGUGUGUGUGUGUGUGUGUGUGUGUGUGUGUGUGUGUGUGUGUGUGCGCGCGCUGUGCCCAAGCCUAUACUCACACCAGCAGACUCUCCCCCAAAUGUUGAUUACUGUAAGUUAAAAAGCCUUUGUUGUCAUGGUAUAGCUGUAUAGUAUGGAAACGUUUAAAAACAGCAGGACAGAGCCGCAUAGAGCCACAUAGACUACUGGCAGUAGUAUGGCAAAACUCUGCCAAUAGUGCUUUCUCUGUACCACCAAAAGGAAGCAGGUUGAACCCCAAUGAUGUGUCUCAACUAACCAAAUGGUUGAUUUUAGUGUGUAGUUGGACAGUUGAUGUACUGUGCACUCCUUGGCUUUUAAGGGAAAGCAUAUUCCCCACUUUUGUUGAACCAUGAGAAGCACUAGUUUCCCACCAAAUGCAGCUUUUUAGGAGUGAGUCAUACCCGUAAAAGACCCAACAAUGACCACACACACAGGCAGACAAACAAUCUUUCUCUCCCUAUUUCUAUUUCUCUCUAUCGUAACCUGCUGUACUCAGGCCCACACUCCAGUCUGGAAAUAUAAUUAAGAUGGGAAUGGGGAAGACAUCCACGCACUCACACACUCACCGUCAAAUACACAUGUUGUGGGGGUGCUUUCCUGCAGGAGGGACUGGUGCACAUUUCACAAAAUAGAUGGCAUCAUGAGGUAGGAAAAUUAUGUGGAUAUAUUGAUGCAAAAUCUCGAAGACAUUAGUCAGGAAGUUAAAGCUUGGUCGCAAAUGGGUCUUCCAAAUGGACAAUGACCCCAAGUGUAUUUCCAAAGUUGAGGCAAAAUGGCUUAAGGACAACAAAGUCAAGGUAUUGGAGUGGCCAUCACAAAGCCCUGACCUCAAUCCCAUAGAAAAUUUGUGGGCAGAACUGAAAAGGCGUGUGCAAGCAAGGAGGCCUACAAACCCGACUGAGUUACACCAGUCUUGCCAGGAGGAAUGGGCCAAAAUUCUCCCAACUUAUUGUGGGAGCUUAUGGAAGGCUACCCAAAACGUUUGACCCAAGUUAAACAAUUUAAAGGCAAUGCUACCAAAUACUAAUUGAGUGUAUGUGAACUUCUGACCCCCUGGGAUUGUGAUGAAAGAAAUAAAAGCUGAAAUAAAUAAUUCUCUCUACUAUUAUUCUGACAUUUCAAAUUCUUAUAAUAACGUGGUGAUCCUAACUGACCUAAGACAGGGAAUUUGUACUACGAUUAAAUGUCGAAUAAAUAAGUUCAAAUGUAUUUGGCUAACGUGUAUUUAAACUUCCGACUUCAACUGUAAUUAUUCGAGGAACAGAAUCAGAACCAGGAACGAAAGUGAUCUAUAAUGUUCCAGAACAGAACCAUUAUUUGAAAAGCCAUGGGAACCGGUUAAUAACAUUCUUCUUUGUUCCGGGCAUUUUUUUCCAUUCCUACAAAAAUUGCAACAAAGCGCCUAUGCAAAGCCCUCACUCUGUUACUCAGAAACGUAUUCCAGUAUCUGCCUGCCAGCUGGAAAUCUUUGCCAGUUUGUGUGCGUGUUUAGGCUACCUGCCACUUCCCAACCGAAGCAUAGGUUACUGUAGCCUACUUAAGCGUGAUUCAGAAAUUAGGGAGAGAGAUUUUUUUAUUAGAGAAGAAUGGAUUAACUUUUUCAAUGCUGGUUAAGGAUACUAUAGUUAUACCGUUUCACAUUGGAUUUAUUAACUACAAAAGAUAAGACGAGUUUUUAAUUCUAGUGCUGCUCUGCACACACAAGCUUGUUAGCUAAUGUUAUUUCUGGUCCAACAUUAAGCCAACUCUCUGAAGUUCAAAGACAUUCAAAGUUCCCCUACGUAUGGUCUAAUUAUACCUCCUGUGUAGGUAUAAUUCUUUGGGCCUAAUUCAGAUAAUGCAUGUCAUGACAAGAUGCCCUUCAAGACAGGCCUCCUAUACUUGUCCAUAGUGACUGACAGCACAUUGCACAGUGUGUGUGUUUGUCUUUCAUUAUGAUUGAACCAUGCUGUUACGGCAAAAGACAAUUUGCUUUUAACGACUUUCCUCUAAAGAUGAAAUAGCUUAUCCGCUCCAUUGCAAGCUGCUCUGUCCACACUGAUUGGUGAGGUAAUUUGAUGUCGAAAUGAAAGAGCAGAAAGGAACUAUAUAAUCUGGUGCUUUUCUGGGGUUCGAACCGGGUUCAAACUUUAUUUGGCUGGUCGGAAUAGUGGAAUGGACCCCCAAAAAAUGUGGAUUCUGUUCAGAACAAAACCAUUGGAAAAUCAUCU